AAAAUGGAUGGAAAAGAUAUUGAUACUGAACUCUAUGUAGCGAACUCCUGAGCUUUAAUCUGUUUAGCUUAUAAUGUAGGUAGUAUAAUGUUCAAACAUCUCAGAGGACCUCUUAUCUUGGAAGAAACGUGAUAAGACCCUUCUUUAUCUUGAGUAGUAUGAAACUUUGAUGAAAAGUGAAACCAUGGACGAAAUUGAGUUAGAAUCUGAGAAACCACUUUUGGUAUUCAUUAAUCCCAAAUCGGGAACAGGAAGGGCAGUGACAAUGUACAAUAAAUAUCUUGAACCUCUAUUGAAAGAUAAGACGAUCAAAGUGGAUGUGAUUAUGACUAAAUAUUCCGGACAUGCCAGAGACUUCAUUGAAAAAUGCCCUGAUCUUCGCAAGUACAGAGGUUUGGUAUCAAUAUCGGGGGAUGGACUCAUUCACGAGAUAUACAACGGUCUCUUUAAUCGGCCCGAUUGGUCUCAGAUCUCCAGGAUGCCCAUGGGGCUAAUCCCAGGUGGAUCUGGAUGUGCCCUAAAUAGCUCCCUGCUACGACAGCUCGGUCAAGUCAGGGACGGAUCGACCAGUUUGGGACCAGAAGCUUCCGCAAAUAACGUGGCCGUGGGUGCCAGUUUGGGCAGAACCACGCCAUUGGAUCUUCUGGAAAUCGAAUUGGAGAAUGGGGACACAUAUGUGAGCUUCUUGGGGGCCACUAUAGGGAUCGUUGCUGACUCGGACAUUGGGUCAGAGUGGCUUCGCUGUUUAGGAUAUCUUAGAGUUUAUCUGUAUGUUGGAACACGAAUGUUCUUCCCGAAGAACUAUCGAGUGAGGCUCUCGUACCUCCCAUUACCAAGAGAUGCAAACGGCCAAGUGUGCCCAGCCCCCGAAGAUACGCCAUUGGCCCUUCCAAAAUUUUCCGAGAAACUACCGCCCAAUUGGGUGGUGGAGGAGGGAGAUUUUCGUCUGCUUUACGCAAUCAACAUUUCACUUCUCGAUCCCGUCUCGCUAUUUGCUCCCGAAUCGAAAGUUGGCGAUGGCAUUGCUUGGAUUGUGGUCGUGAGAAGUUCUAUUACCGUGAGAGAAACAAUUAAUUGGACAUUGAAUUUGCAAGAUGGGCCCAUUGAUGUGGAAGCCAUGGAAGUAAUACCCGUGAGAGCGUUUCGCAUUGAGCCGCUUUCCCCUUCCACGGGAAUCCUAACGCUAGAUGGUGAAAGCGUUCCUUACGGCAAAUUCCAAGGACAGGUUAUUCCUAAAAAAGCCAACCUCUUCGUGUCUUAAACCGGAAAUGAGCGUCAAAGGUCCACCCAAUCUAGUCUAUAUCAUUUAGGUAUUUUGCCACGCUAUCUUGCGUAUGACAUACCAAAUAAACAAACUUGCCUUGAGGAA
Molecule: messenger RNA, 1369 nt
Organism: Tigriopus californicus
Lineage: Eukaryota; Metazoa; Arthropoda; Copepoda; Harpacticoida; Harpacticidae
Product: sphingosine kinase 2-like
Exons: 1
Coding region: 170-1261 (363 amino acids)
Biological process (GO): sphingosine biosynthetic process
Cellular component (GO): cytoplasm; membrane; intracellular membrane-bounded organelle
Source: RefSeq, a predicted model, not a curated record